GACAAUUUCAUUUGCAUUUGUUUGGUAUGGUUUAUGAUUUAUUUUCUUUUUAAUUUUUAAACAAAUACUUCGGGAAAAUAUCUGCCAUUAUUAUUUACUUGAUAGAAAAAUCAUAGAAAACUACUUACCUAUUGAGGUAAGAGUUAAUAUAAAGUGCUAUAUUGACACCAUGGAGGAUGAAAUAGAAGAAAUUGAGGCUAGACCACAGAGUGCGAGGCGCAACUUGACGCUGAGGAACAAUGCGGCUAGGCAGGUUGCUGUCAACUUCAUGCCUUCCAGGCAACUGCCAUACAAUACAUUGCGACUCCGUCGAAAUACUUCGGAGCACAAUGCACUACUGGAAGAAGUGGAUGCUGCGGAGGCCGACGCGCCCGACUCGGCUGAUAAGCAGGCUGAUAUCAUCGUGCGGGAGAUGGAACAGCACCAGCGGCUGAUGGAGGACGAUCCGGUGGCUGAGGAGUUGAGGAGAGAGGCGUUACGAGACCUUCCCCAAGGUCUGACGAUGAAGAGAAACGUGCGCGCCAAACUGUCAGCGUCUGUCAGCCUCCGAUCGAAACGAAGACCUAUUUCGAUGUGGAAACGGAUGAAAUAUCGAAUCGGGUUUGCGUGGAAGAGGCUCAAAGACCGGUGUCGCGACGUAGUCUUCUCCUUCGAGUUCUGGUACGAGCCCAUCCGUCAGAUAGAAGGCCACUUCGGUUCCGCAGUCGGCUCCUACUUCUACUUCCUCCGAUGGCUGUUCGCUCUUGACCUGUUGCUGGCUACCCUGGUAGUGGCCUUCGUGGUCAUACCUCAAGCGUUGCAUGAUGAGACGAGGCCAGAUAGAGUGCAGUUGACGUUCUUGGAUUUUUUUACGGGGAAAGGUGGUCUGACUGACUCGCUGCUGUUCUACGGACACUACCACGACGGCCCCAUAUCGACUCAGUCUUCGAUGACAUACAACAUGGCGUUCGCUUACUUCUUCACCAUGGUCUGCUUGUAUCUCAUGUUCUUUGCAGUACUAUGUUAUAGGACAGCAUAUUCUUACCGCCUCAACUUCAUAGAGACUUCGGGAGGCCUGAGCCACGUGUUUGCCAACAAGGUGUUCUGUGGGUGGGACUUCGGCGUCGUCACACCUGAGGCUGCCAAACUUAAUGCCAACAGCCUUUACAACGAGUUCAAGGAACUCCUAAGUGAACAGAACCGCAAGCAAACAGCCACUUCAUGGCUGACCAAGUUAGGCCAAUACGCCACCAACGUGAUCAUCAGCGUGUUCGUGCUGGCCCUCAUAGGGCUGAUCGAGUGGGGGCUGUGGCUGCUGCUGGGCUGGCGCAGCGGGGUGCAGCACUGGGAGCUGUGCGUGUCCGUCAUCGUGACUGUCUGCGUCACCGUGUGCCCGCUCAUGCUGCAUGUGCUGGUCAAAUUGGAGUUCUACACCCCUCGUACAGCGCUGUACGUGACGCUAGCCCGCACGUGGCUACUAGACGUGGGCACUCUCAUGCUGCUGCUCGUCUACUGGUCGCAGGCGCAUGCUGGACAGUGCUGGGAAACAUCGUUCGGUCAGGAGGCGUACCGGCUGGUGUUGCUAGACUCCGUCGUAUCUUUGUUUGUGUUGCCAUUUAUUGAGUUCACUAGAGGCUUAAUUUAUAACUGGAGUAAAUCAGAAAGUGCUCCAGAGUUCAACAUCGCAUACAACUCGCUGACGCUGAUCUACAACCAGGCGGUGCUGUGGUUCGGCAUGGUGUUCAGCCCGCUGCUGGCGGUGGCCGUCACCCUCAAGCUGCUGUUGCUCUUCUACAUCAAGCGCGAGUGUGCUCUCAGGGCCUGCCAGCCUGCUAGGAAGGUAUGGCGAGCCGCUCAAACACAGACGGUGCUGUAUAUGUUCGUCACACUAUCAUUAUUCACCACCCUCUUCGGCAUCGGAUCACUAUUCUUUAGAACAUCUAGCCACGCAUGCGGUCCAUUCCGUGGCUACUCGUACGUGUACGGCGUGGUGAGCGAGGGCGUGCUGCGCCUGCAGCAGCGGCCGGGGCUGCGGGCCGUGCUUGGCUUCAUCGUCAGGCCGGGGGUCAUAGGCUUUGUUAUGCUGUUUUUGUGUGUAUCGGUAUACUACAUGCGCGCUCUGGCUCUGGCGCAGCGAUCCAUGGUGCAGCUGCUGCGGCACAUGCUGGUGCUGCAGGCCAAGGACAAGGACUUCCUGCUCACUGCCAUCUCUAAUGUCUCUAAUGGAGAAUGGCUGUACAGUCCAAAGCCAGACGAGGGUCCCGACAGCCACACAUUUAAGUACCUCCGCGAGGUCCGCAAGCCCUCCAACUCCGGCUUCCACUUCGACGCCUCGCGCCUCAGCCACUCCCUCAUUGAAGGCAGACCAAGGUCCUUCGCCAAGGAGAACAGGUCCUCACAUUAUAAUGAUAAGAAGCCUGAAGAUGGAGACACAGAUAGUUCCUUCAGUUGGCAAGGGUCUAAUAAUUAUUUGAACAGUGUAGGGGAUAAGCAGUGGCCUUGAAUUUUGAUAUAUUUUUUAUUAUAAUGCGAACCUUCCUACUAAUGAUAAAAUACAAAAUUAACUAUUAGUUAAAGGAAUGAUAUAGAUGGGUAAUGAAAGCUGUUUUUUCCACUGAUAUUUUACUUGGGGUUUAUGAUAUAUCAAGGUAUAUGAACAGAUUUUGUAUAUAGUAAUGGAAUGGAAUUAUACAUGGGCCUGCUAUGUUUCGUCCACAAGGUUUUGUCACAUAAGGUUGUAAUAUAAAAAAUAAAAUUGACUUGUAUUAUACUUAACAUUAUAUCUUAAUACUAUGGGAUGAUAAAAUGAAAUUAUAAAAUGGUGCUACCUUGCAUUUAAAUUUUGUGAUAAUGAUAUGAUAGAGGACUUUCUAAAGUAUUAUAAUUCUAAAAACUUAUAGGUAUAACUUUAGGAGACUUGCCAAAACACCCCAGUUUAAGAAUCUUAGAGUAGUAUUUUGUAAUACAAAUCAGUAUUUGUUUUAAGGUAUACUAAAUGCGUUACAAUAAUUUAAUGAACAUACUGAAUAUUGCCAACCAAGUGAAUUUCAGCAUACUUAAGAGUUAAUAUAUUUUUCUUUUCGUUCGUAAUAUUGCUAUUAGAAGCUUGCAUUUUCAACUUUCCUUUACUGAAGAAUUUAUAUUUUAGUUCCUAUCUAUGUGUUAUGUCAGAGAUUAUAAUUUGUUUAGUAAACUAUAUGAACAUUGCUCUUCCUAAUGUCUUCCGGUGUUCUUUGAGGCUUAGUUAGAAAAUAAGAACUUUAAGUCUUUAAUGUGAAGUAUUCUAAAUAUAAGAACGAACAUCGCCAAAAUUGAUUAAAAUUAUUAUAGGUGAUCUUGGACGAAGUUAUUCUAAUUUGUAACGCGAUAUUUAUGCGUUUUUUGCGAAAUUAUAAGCAAUUCUAAAUUUUUAAUUUGUAAAAUGCUUGUAUCAAAUAUGUUUAUUUUGCAACGGUAAGAAAACCAAAUAUUUACGGAAAUGUAAUGACAGUAUUAAAAAUAAAAUACUUGAAAUCUGCUAACAUUUUUUACAUAUUCAUGAAAUUAUAAAAUGAAAUAAUUCAUACAUUCAAUCGAAUGCAAUCCUUGUCAAUUUCUAGUUUAAGAGAAUUUAUUAUGCAUUUAUACUUAUAAUAUACGAUUUUUAUGAUACUUAGGAGAAUUUGCAAUUAAAAAUAUUUAUAAUGA
Messenger RNA from Helicoverpa zea (corn earworm), 3666 nucleotides. Its product is annotated as transmembrane channel-like protein 3. NCBI's taxonomy places the organism in Eukaryota, Metazoa, Arthropoda, Insecta, Lepidoptera, Noctuidae. Gene Ontology annotation, cellular component: plasma membrane. The transcript has 15 exons. The record is from RefSeq and is a predicted model, not a curated record. Bases 170 to 2482 code for a protein of 770 amino acids. Gene Ontology annotation, molecular function: mechanosensitive monoatomic ion channel activity.